Sebastes umbrosus (honeycomb rockfish) is the source of this 1187-nucleotide messenger RNA. Its product is annotated as elastase-1-like. The coding region runs from base 256 to 1062 and encodes 268 amino acids. The transcript is spliced from 8 exons. The record is from RefSeq and is a predicted model, not a curated record. NCBI's taxonomy places the organism in Eukaryota, Metazoa, Chordata, Actinopteri, Perciformes, Sebastidae. Gene Ontology annotation, molecular function: serine-type endopeptidase activity. Gene Ontology annotation, biological process: proteolysis.
CCUUUGAAUCACUAUGACUAAUGUCCUCCAGUGAUAUAGGCUACGUGUCGUUCUUCUCUACGGGUCAAUUCAGGACGUGUGUGGUAACCGACCUUGAUAAACAGCGUGUGAGACAAACCACAGCUGCAUACCUGGCUUUUGUCACAGGGGAAAGAACCGCCACACUUUUCCGGCCCGACUGAAGGUCGAGUCGAGAUAUAAAAGAAGGAGAGAAGCCCUCGCUCCUUUGCAGAAACCUUGUGACGCACUGCAGACAUGCUUAGACUUCUGGUGUUGACAGGUCUCGCAGCCCUGGUGCUGGCUGAACUGGAGCCCCAGCCCAGGUACCUGGAGGACAUUACUGAAAGAGUCGUGGGAGGUGAGGUGGCCAAACCCAACUCCUGGCCCUGGCAGGUCUCUCUUCAGUACGAAUCUGGCAGCAGGUACAUCCACCAUUGCGGAGGAACCCUGAUCAAGGAAGGCUGGGUUAUGACUGCUGCUCACUGUGUGGACAGCCCUAGGACGUGGCUCGUCGUUCUCGGUGAACAUGACCUCUACAGCGACAGUUACAAUGAGCAAUUAAUAACUGUCAGCGAAGUUUUCACCCAUAGAGGAUGGGACUCCAACAGACCUAGUAAUGGGUUCGACAUUGCCCUGCUGCGUUUGUCUUUCCCUGCCACCCUGAACUCCUACGUCCAGCUGGGCUCUCUGCCUCCCACCGGACAGAUUCUGCCCCACAACACCCACUGCAUCAUCACCGGAUGGGGACGCACUUCCACCGAUGGCAGCCUGUCCGACCAGCUGAUGGAGGCCAACCUUCCUCUGGUCGACUACAAGAUCUGCAGCAGACAUGACUGGUGGGGCAGCUCCGUCAAAACCACCAUGGUGUGCGGCGGUGGUGGUUACAAGGGCGGAUGCAAUGGUGACUCUGGCGGCCCUCUGAACUGCCAUUUUUAUGGAAACUACUACGUCCACGGUAUUGCCAGCUUUGUGUCUGAUAAGGGAUGCAACGCGCACAAACAGCCCACCGUCUUCACCCGUGUCUCCGCCUACAUCGACUGGAUAAACUCUGUCAUGAUAUAAACAGACGAGUCAUCCGUGUUGCGGCACAUGAAGACAGAGCACGCAUUGGACCAUGUUUUCAUCUACUGUGCUUCCUUCUGUCUCAUUCUACAAAAAAUAAACGAAAUUAAACGCAUCAGAACAUU